UCCGGCUUUCUGGUCUACCGCUGGAUUGCUCCUCGGGUGCUUAUGAAUGAAGCUAAGUCAAUAUCACGCGUUAAUAAAUGACAUCUAGUUAGUAAUUUAUUCACCUGAGUAAAUAGUGCAGCGCCAGAUUGAGCGAAGCCUCCGCCUACAUCCCUUGGCUACAGAGGGGGGAGGUGAAGCCGCACGUCCAGGGCUAACAUAACGGCAGAGGCUGGAACUCCCCCUCCCGACUGACGGCAGCUAGGGGGCGCCAGGCCGCGCGCAGCCCUGCGUUGGGAACCGGAAGCCGGCUCUGUGAGCCCGGGCAGGUCGCCGCACCCGGUUGCCUCAGUGUUCUCCUCUGUAAAAUGGGCCGGAGAAGGAAUUGGAGAACCGCUUUAUCAGAAACACUUGCCAGUCUGACCAUUUUGCGCGAUUCCUGGGACCCCUCUCCCGCCGACCUGAGGGCUGCAGUGGCAGGAGCUGCAGGACUCCCUGAAGGACCCGGAGGCUCAGAGGGAGAAGGGACUUUUCGUGGGAGUUGGCAGGGCUGCCCGUAAGGAAAGCAGCCGAGCCCCGCUAACGGCCUUGUCCAGAGUGACGUCGGACGGGGCUGGGUUCGAACUCUGACCCGCCGGUCCCAAAGCCGGCUUGCUGGCCUUCUCCUUUAUUAAAGCCUAACUUCCAGAACGCGGACGGAUAAUUUUCCUACUGACCCCUGCAGAGCCUCGUGCUCCUAGUUUUCCCCUCCCCUGGACAGCAGCUAGUCCAGUACAUGUUGUACGGGUUAAGACCACAAUCUGAUGUUCGUGCGUCUGGGCAAGAAGUCCCUGGUGGUGCUGGACCGGAAGGACCGCCUGGAGCUGGUGAAGCAGGCGCACGUCACCUCCUCGGGCCUGCAUUGCUCCCUGCAGGAAACCAGGAAGAAGGUCUCCUUCAGCUACUACUGGCCCAGCCUUGACCGAGAUGUCACCAAGUGGGUCAAGCAGUGUAGCUGCCGCCAGAAGACGGGUGCAGAGAAAUCUCUGCCCAUCCAGGGGGCCAGCAGCAAGAGCCAGCGCACUAGGGACCCGUUGCCCGUGCUCCAAGUGGAAGCGGUCACUCAGGCUUUUGAGCAGGUGGGCCUGGGCCUGGUGGGGCCCCUGAUGGAGACUGCCAACGGCUUCCGCUUCAUCCUUUUGUCCGUGGACGCUUACUCCCGCUGGGUCGAAGCCUCGCCGUUAAAGGAACAAAACCCCGUGGAAGUGGCCAGCGCCCUGAUCCCUUUCCUCCUCCGGUUCGGGCGUCCCCAGCUCCUGGUCACCACGCUGCGAGUUCCGUUUGUGAGCCAGGUGAACCGGAGUCUCCAUCGCCAGCUCCAGGGCCUGGGGGUGCCCCUUGGCAAGCUGGACAUCAUCGUGUCGGCGUUCCAGCCGAAGAUCAAUAGCAUCUUGUCCCUGACCGCCAGCUCUGUCAGGAGGGCCCUGUGGAACCUGGUGAAGGGGGAGCUUGAGAAGUGGGACCAGGUGUUGGACAGGGCCCUUUUCUCCCUGAGGACGGCCGUGACUAAGAACAAGAGGAAAAGUCCCUUCCAGUUACUUUAUGGCCGCAAGCCCAGGGCCCCCCAGGACGUCCCCUCCUAUUUUGACGUGGUUGCAGCAGACACCGUGGGGGACAGUGCAGGGGCUACCCAUGGGGAUAAAGGGCCCGCCGGGACGGUGGCACAUGCUGCACCAAAAUCCGUGGGGCAGCAACCGAAGCGACAGAUCAUCCGAGAACCCACUCUACAGGUCAUGGCGAAGCCCACCGUGGAGGCCGUCCAGCAGCCCAUAAUGGAGCCCGUCCAGCAGCCCGUGCCGGAGCCUGCCCAGCAGCCCAUAAUGGAGCCCGUCCAGCAGCCCGUGCCGGAGCCUGCCCACCAGCCUAUGUUGGAGCCCUCCCAGCAGCCCAUGCCGGAGCUCACCCAGCAGCCCAUGCCAGAGCUCACCCACCUGCCCAUGCCGGAGCUCGUCCUGCAGCCCAUGCCGGAGCCGUCCCAGCAGUUCGUGCUGGAGCCCUCCCAGCAGCCCAUGUUGGAGUCCUCCCAGCAGUUCAUGUUGGAGCCCUCCCAACAGCCCAUAUCAGAAUCCAGGCAGCCAUCCAGGCCAGAGGGCAUGGGGCAGUUUGUGCACCAGCUCAUACCAGAGCCCAUAAAUCAGCAUAUGUGGCAGCCCAUGCUGGGGCCCAUCAACCAGCCCAUCCAUCAGCCCAUCCAGCAGUUCAUGCAGCAGUCCAUGAUCCAGUCUCUCCAGCAGCCCAUGCAUCAGCCCAUUCAGCAGCUCAUCCUGCAGCCCAUCCAGCAGCCCAUGAUGGAGUCCAUCCAGCAGCCCCUGCACCAGCCCCUAAUGGAGUCCAUCCAGCAGCCCCUGCACCAGCCUAUCCAGCAGUCCGGGCUGCAACCCAUGUCCCAGACCAUGCAACGGCCCGUACCCCAGUGUGUACAGUGGCCCAUGGCCCAGUCUAUCCAGCAGCCCAUUCAGCAGCUCAUCCUGGCAAAACCUAUGCAUCCACCCGUGCCCAGGCUGGCAGAAUGUCCUGUGGUGAGCGGCUGGGACCAACGGACGACCCCCAGCCUCGACAACCCCUGGGAAAAGUGGGAGCCUGGCGGAGGAGCCUUCUGGACUCAAUGGAGGGAGCCUGGCAACUAGCGGGAGAAGUCCAGCUACUCUCUUCCAUUUCUAAAUUCAAUUAGAUGACUAAUCCUUGGGGGUGAGGGUGGGGAGUGGGAAUAGAAAGCGGUCUUGGGAGUGAACCAUAAUUGCUCCCAUCCACAAUGACCCCAAGUCUGGGUCUGGGUAUGAGAACGGGGCUGGACAUCUUGGACAUUGUUACCCCCAUGGCCCAUCCUUCCCUUCAUUUGUGCCGAAUGUUGGGGAAACAGCAACAAAAACAAAAGCCUCUGCCUGCACUGGGCUUAUAUUCUGCUGGGGAGAGUGGAGUUAAAAUGUUCCGUCAAUCAAGAGUUCAUCAGUCCCUUUUUCUGUUCUGCUCCCUGGGCUGCUGGUUCACUGGAGAUUGCAGCGGAGAAAUGGACAGAUAAAAGACGGUGCUCCCAAAAGUCUUAGUGCAGUUUUAAGCUAUUACGACUUUUUAAGAUUUUGGGGACACCCUGAAGAAAAUUGCUAAGAGGGUGGUUGGAUUUGGCAGGGAAGGAAGAAAGCACAAGUUGUGAGACUAGAGACUUCUGGGAGAACACGGCAUGUGAAGUAAAGGGUUUUCUAGGUAGGAGAGACAGCCUGUGCAAAGACUGGUAGGUGGACCUGGAUGGGGGGUGGGGGUGGGGUGUAUGUCUGGACCAACAAUAAAACCACUUUGGGGUCAGAAAGGUGGUUAGAUCCAGAUUGAGGUAAUGGGGAGCUGUGGAAGUUGUUGGAGUAAUAGCAGCUACUCAGAUCAAUAGAUAAUUGGGAUCAGGAAAUAUCUCCUAUAGGAGAUGGUACCUAGGGCAAGUCUUGAAGAAAAGCGGGGAGUGAAUGGGAAGUAAGUUCUAAGCGGGAAGGAUAGAGCCCGUGCAGAGACUGCAGCAAGCGUCCAAUUGAGGGACACGUGCCGAGCAGGUCAGUUUGGCUGGAAGACAGGAUUUGGGUAGAGAAUGCAAAAAGGGGAAAGGGGGGGUGAAUUAGGGGGAGCAGCAGAGACCUAGUCCAUCACUGCUGAUCAUCACAUGAUCUUGUUACUAUUUACGAUGUUCUCUUGGUUUCUGCUCACUUUCCUCAGCAUCAGUUCGUGUAAAUCUUUCCGGGCUUUUCUGCCAUCAGCCGCCCUCAAUAAUCCAUUUUUAUACUGUAACAUAUGUACCAUUUGCCAUAUACCAUAAUGUAUUCAGCCAUUCCCCAGCUGAUGGGCAUUGACUCAAUUUCCACUCCCUUGCCAUCACAAAA
This is a messenger RNA of Sarcophilus harrisii (Tasmanian devil), 3878 nucleotides long. RefSeq names its product probable inactive serine/threonine-protein kinase DDB_G0278909. The transcript has 8 exons. Gene Ontology annotation, biological process: DNA integration. Lineage: Eukaryota; Metazoa; Chordata; Mammalia; Dasyuromorphia; Dasyuridae. The coding region runs from base 783 to 2645 and encodes 620 amino acids. The record is from RefSeq and is a predicted model, not a curated record. Gene Ontology annotation, molecular function: nucleic acid binding.